AUGCCCUCCGUCUUCUGUGACCCGGACCGUUUGGCGGCCGCUUGUGUCCAGAUACGAUCACGCGGACAUAUCAAACGCUUGCUGCUGGCCCUGGCGCCUGAGUGUCAGCGCCUUGCCUUGGAGCGCGUGCCGGAGGACUUCCACGGCUACUUCCAAGCCGAGUUGGCCAAGCCGAGGAUGUGCGUGGGCAUGGACGGCGAGCGAUGCACCUUUGCACGUGGAGGCCCAGUACAGGUGAAGGGCCAGGCCACGCGCUGUCUCUUCUGUCGACCCGAAGAUCUCUGGCCACUUUGCGACGACGACGCGGGCAAGCGAGAGGUCUUGGGCAAGCUGCGUCGCAUGUCAGCAGCCAGCCGUGCCCAUGCUCUGGCCGGUGCAGCGCCCAAGCGCGCAGCUGGGCGGGGUGGCCGGCGCCUGCCGGACAAGCAGCAGCUCCCUGACUUGUGGAAGGGUGCCUUGGCCUCGCGACAAGCAGCUGGAGGCCCGGCAUCAGCGGCGAUGAAGAAGAAAUAUCGGGAGCAGGUGCUGGCAGACAGGGCUCGGGCGCGGCGUCGCAUGGGCCAGCCUGCCAAGCGCACCACUGCUGGCGAGGCCGUGGACAACACCACAGGAUUGCCGCCAGCGAAGCGACGCCGGUUGGCCGAGGACUUCGAGCGCUGGUGCCUUUAUGAUUCUUGGAGCCUGUGCACCAGCUGCGGCCUCCUCGCACCUUACGACCUCACGGAAAACAGCCUUAGCAGGCCACAGCAGCCUACCCAUGCUUCGGGCAAGUGCUCCAGGUGCCAAGCUGCGCGGGCACAGCCGGUUGUGACAAUGGCAGAUGUGCCGGAGCCACUGCGAGGGCUUAGCUCAGAAGCUGCAGAAGCCUUGUCACCUCUGGAGAUCGAUGUGGGGCCGGUCGUUCGCGCCGAGCACAAAUCCGGGUACCGCCAGAAGACAACCUUGAUCCGCUUCCGUUGGCAGCCGAGGGCGGUGAAGAAGCGCGUCAAGCUGUUGCAGGACGCGAACAUGCGGGUGAAGGCCCGUGCCGCCUACGACUUCCUGCUGGCCUCGGACGACACUCCGCACGCGACCUUCGUGGCCGAGCACACCGAGUUCUUGCAGGAUCACCCCGGCGCAGAUGAGCUUACUCGCCGUCGCCGGCUGCAGUUCAUCGAGCGUGUGGGCGUGGAGUGCGCUCUGUGGCCCGUCCUCUUCUGGGAUGUCAAGCACACCUUCACGCACGAGCGUGCCACGGGCCCCAGGCGGGUGAUUCGUCAGAGCCAGGCCCCAACCUUGGAGCAAGUGUUGAACACUGGAAGAAUCCAGGACACCGACGAGGAGGCUGUGGAGGACGCUGGUACCGCCCGACACAGCAUGAAGCGGCUCUUCGCCGCCUUGGCGCUGGGUCGCCUGCUGGGCUAUGCCGCCGACUUCCAGCUGCUGCAGUUUGUCUACGACUUGAACCUCUGGAGCAGCAUCGGCUCCAAGAAGAAUCUGCAGCUGCCGACGCCCAUGCGCCUCAUGCUCAAGGGCGAAGCCUUCAGCCCUCAUUACUGGCGCGGCGUGCGUUAUGCCUUGCUGGACAUGGUGCGGCAAGUCGGCUACCCUCGCAUCUUCUUCACGAUCGCCCCCUACGAGUGGAGCUUCCCCUACCACGAGUGGGUCCGCGACGAGAUGCAGAAGCUGCUCAAGGAGCGCCUGUUCUUGCCGGUCGCUGAGACGCUGCACAUGGUGCACGUCAUGGUCCAGGCAGUGAAAGGCUUGCUGCUGGGGCAUACAGGCGGAUCUGGGAAGCAGCCUUGGAAGAGCAACAUCUUCCGUGUUCUGGACGACCAGGGCCAUGCCCGCCGCCUGCACUUCUUCUUGCGUCUCGAGUAUCAGGACGGGACCCGAAAGGCAGCCACCCAGGACUACCACGGCUCCGGCAGAGUGCACGUGCACGUCGUCAUCUUUGUCAAGCCCGAGGACGUCGAGCAAUUAAACCUGGUGGAGACUGUGUCUGCUACUUUGCCUAAGAGCGGCUGGCCCGUCCACCAAGCAGCGACUUGCUUCGACCGUGAGACAGGCGCGUGGCGCCUUCAGCACACGGAGGACGACCAUGCGGCGGGGAUGCGCCCCUACAUCGUGGACUUGAUGGAGGUGCUCCACUGCCACCAGGACUUCCAGAUGUGCGACGACGACGGCCUGCUCCGUGCCUACGUCACCAAGUACGUCAGCAAGUUCUCGGAUGCGGCCAGUGAGGAGUGGCUGAACGACGACGCGGAGGCCAUGAGCAUCGCCGCCACCGUGCUCAUGCGCUAUCGGCCGCUGGAGCCGGAGAUGGUGCUGCAGCUCUUCGGCGCCAAGUUCCGGCAAUGGCAACUCUCCACGCAGAGCGGUGGCAAGCGCGAUUUGGUGGCGCCCUACCCUGACCAGGACCCGCAGCCGCGCGAGGUGGAGCUGUACCAGCAGGCGGACUGGGCUUGUGGCCGCAUCAGCCUCCUCGACUAUCUACGCAAGACAACGGCCGAAGGGAAGAUCUGCCACUGGCUGCAGAAGAAGCAUGCGCAGUCCGGCAGCGAGGCCACCCUGGAGGAGUUUGCUGCGAGCUACGUGAUGCAGGGCGAGAAAGUCGUGGCCGCCGAGACCGUGUCCAAGUUCAACGACCGCUUCUUCGGUCAGUGGCUCAUGCUUCAUGUUCCCUUC
Molecule: messenger RNA, 2667 nt
Organism: Symbiodinium necroappetens
Lineage: Eukaryota; Dinophyceae; Suessiales; Symbiodiniaceae
Source: the annotation of a GenBank genome assembly